AAUAAUAAUAAUGAAUCAAUCAAACUCAACCCGCAGAACGUCUUCGCUGGCCGUAAAUUUUAUCAAGUCCGCGAUCAAACCGCAAAAAAUCCCUCCUUUCGGACGUCUACCCAGUUGAAUCUAGUUUAGUUUGUUCCAUUGAAUCCGGAAGCAUACGAUGUAAGUGUUCGCCAAGUGUGAAAAUGCCGCGACGAGCGACACCAGCCGUUUUUCUCCGCGCCCGUAGUGGAGAAAGUCGACGUAGAUUUUGAACGAGUGAAAAAUGGCGAAGAAAAAACCAUCUGACGACGAUUCUAAUUGCCCAAGUGCUGUCGAAUGGGACAAAACGUGGAAAUGUUCGUGCGCCCAGUGAAUUUGCAAUAAACAUGAAUCUUAUCGCGGCAUUGACGUCAUUGUGCGGAAGAAUAGUGUUCUGGGUCUGAAUCCGAACGGGGGAGAAGCACCCCUUUCGAAAAGAAAACUCCCCGUCCGCUGGGGAGACUUGGGAAGCAGCGGCGGUGGCGACGGUACGGGAGGCCAAGGAGGUGCUUGUGUAAUCGAGCGAAUGUGUUAGAUGCCUAGUGCGCCUUAAGAUGAGAGUUCCAGCCAUAGGAAAUCUGCUUAUCAGAUGUAUCCUUAUCUUGCUUUUGUUGCUAUUUAGUGAUUGUACAAAUAUAACCAAUAGCUUUAGCAAUAGUAAUGUCGCCAACGUUGUCAGUAAUGGUAGUGGUGCCCUGGGGGUAGAAAUCAAUCAAAAUGUAAACGCGAGCAAGUUGAGUAACAUAACUAGUAAUGCUGCUGCAGCUGCUUCGGCGGCUGAUCCAGGUCACAACGCCACCAGUCGCAAUUGCUGCGAUAGUGAUGGAGCUCGAGGCAGUAAUCAAAGGCGGACCACCGCACAGCGGGUUGUGGUGGAGUUUGCGACGAAUGUGGUCCAAAACGAGUACAUCGUCCAGUUCGAUGGAUACUAUAAACGAGCUGUCAGGGAGAAGCAUAUUCAGUCGGCGCUUAAUGGAUCUAAGGUGAAAAAUUGGCGCAUCCAACCACGCUUGAACCCCAUCAGCGACUAUCCUAGCGAUUUCGAUGUCAUCACCCUGGAGGAAGACUCCAAGUCACAGUCCGAUGGGAUAGAUUUACUCCGAUCGCACCCAUCGAUCAAGUCGAUUUCGCCACAACGGAUGGUCCAUCGAACGCUGAAAUAUGUUCCAAUGGAAGUUUCACCCGAUGAGAGUGAGGUGGAUGACAACGGUGACGACGUCGAAGUAUCCGAGGUGGAAGACGAGGAGGUGAUCGAGUUUAUCGAAAAGUUCAAAAACUUCAAACGGAAGCUAUCGACUGACGUGAAUGAACUUAACGAUAGUAGGCCGGAUGCGGGGCAUCAGAUGAGUCUCCCAGUGGGAUCUGCUAAUCGGCAUUCAAAUCGUCGCUUGCUGAGGGCGAUACCAAGGCAGAUAACGUCUCUGCUGAAAGGGGAUGUAUUAUGGGGCAUGGGUAUAACGGGGAAAGGUGUGAAGGUGGCCGUAUUUGAUACCGGGCUGUCGAAGAAUCAUCCCCAUUUUAAAUCGGUUAAGGAAAGAACCAAUUGGACGAAUGAGAAGACUUUGGAUGACGGCGUAAGUCAUGGAACAUUUGUAGCUGGCAUUAUUGCUUCUUCGAAGGAAUGUCUUGGUUUUGCGCCGGACUCGGAACUGCACAUUUUCCGGGUUUUUACCAACAAUCAAGUUUCGUAUACUUCGUGGUUUUUGGACGCUUUCAAUUACGCAAUUUUGAAGAAGAUUAACGUACUCAAUUUAAGCAUUGGAGGUCCGGAUUUCUUGGAUCAACCGUUUGUGGACAAAGUUUUGGAGUUGUCGGCGAAUAAGGUGAUCAUGGUAUCUGCAAUUGGAAAUGAUGGUCCGCUGUAUGGAACUUUGAACAAUCCUGGAGAUCAGAUGGAUGUGAUCGGCGUUGGCGGAAUGGAUUACAACGAUAACAUCGCAAAGUUUAGUUCUCGUGGAAUGACUACGUGGGAACUCCCGAACGGUUAUGGUCGCAUGAAACCAGAUAUUGUCACGUACGGAAGCCAGGUAAAAGGAAGCAAUCUGAAUGGGGGUUGUAAGUCGCUAUCCGGCACUUCUGUCGCCUCUCCGGUUGUUGCAGGAGCAGUUACUCUGUUAGCAAGUGGGGUGAUCAACCGAUUUGAUAUUGUUAAUCCUGCUUCAAUGAAACAAGCAUUGAUUGAAGGUGCACAGAGACUGACGGAAAACAACAUGUUUGAGCAGGGGCACGGAAAACUGAAUAUUCUGAAGAGUAUGAAGAUAUUAUCGACGUAUAAGCCAAAAGUAACUCUGUCGCCAGCCUACCUGGACUUCACCGAGGACUACAUGUGGCCUUACACAACUCAAAGCUUGUUCUACACGAGCGCACCGGUUAUAGCGAAUGUUACGAUUCUGAACGGAAUGGGUGUUAUUGGAAGGGUGAUCAAUACUCCUACGUGGCAUCCGUACUCCAACGAAAAUGGCCAAAUGCUGAACAUUUCGAUCUCGUAUUCGGAACAGCUUUGGCCGUGGUCUGGCUGGAUUGCGAUUCACAUUGGAGUCAAUGAAUUGGGACGUAGCUUCGAGGGAUUAGCUCAAGGACACAUCACACUAACAGUUCAAAGCCCAGCUGGUCCUGGGGAGAAUGAACCUCGGAACGGAACGGUCAGUUUUCCUAUCAAAGUUAAAAUUAUUCCACAACCACCGCGACACAAGCGAAUUUUGUGGGAUCAGUACCAUAGCUUACGAUACCCGCCGGGAUAUCUCCCGCGGGAUAACCUUAAAAUCAAAUCCGACCCGCUGGACUGGCGAGCUGACCACAUUCACACAAACUUCAAAGACAUGUAUACUCAUCUAAGAAACGCUGGAUAUUACGUUGAAGUCCUAGGUGCCCCGUACACCUGUUUCAAUGCUAGCUUUUAUGGAACCUUGCUGUUGGUCGAUCCAGAGGAGGAAUAUUUUCACGAAGAGAUUAUAAAACUAAAGAACGAUAUUCUAGAGAGGGAUCUUAGCGUGAUUGUGUUCGCAGAUUGGUACAACACGACCGUCAUGAGAAAGAUCAAGUUCUACGACGAGAACACUCGCCAGUGGUGGAUGCCCGAUACGGGAGGUGCAAACAUUCCGGCUUUGAAUGAACUACUUCGCGAUUUCGACAUCGUACUAGGAGACAAAGUAUCGGAAGGAUACUUUGAUAUGCGCGAUCAUCGCAUGUACUAUGCCUCGGGAAGCAAUAUAAUCAAAUUCCCCACCGGGAACAACACUAUCUUGAUCGAGCGGGACUUGUUCGACCAGGGUUUGGAUAUUCUCUCGCCUGACGAAAAAAGACAGAAAAUCCGAGCAAAAACAGCAAUCCUAGGUCUGCUGCAGACGGAUCACACUUACUCCAAAGUGCAACCCGCAACACCAAACCCGGACCUCAUCAACGGCGUCAACAUGGAAUUGGACGCCGAUCGUAGCGCAGAAGAACGCCAAAUUGAUCGAGACUCGAUCAUCAAUAAACGAAUUUUACUGAACGCCAAGUCCUUCGCCGACGAUGACGACGACGUGCCCAACGAGGGCGGAGAACAACGGCAGGACUUCGAAACGAAUCCGGAUUUUGAUGGUUUGAAAAAUCUGGAAGAUGAAGAACAGGACGACAUCCAGAAAAUCCAACACCCCGAAGAGAUCAGUCAGCUGCUGUCGGAAAAGAAGCAGAACUUUACCGGAGAGAAAAUAAUCAUGGUGGAAGUGCCUCAAACGUUGCUGAAGCUACAGCCGGAUCAGUCGAAGGCAUCGGUCAAAGCCAACGACAGCGCUUCUGGUGGGAAAGAUAAUCGAAAGAUUGGUGGUAGAAUUGCCGUUUAUGGUGAUUCGAAUUGCCUCGAUUCAACCCAUCUGGACAAACCGUGCUUCUGGCUGUUGGAUUCGCUGCUGGAGUACACAAUGACGUCCCACGUGACCAACCUGCUGAAAGAUCUGAACAGCACUCGGCAUAGUGACGUACUAAGUGAUACAAAACCACCCGCCCGAUUAGCGAACAACAACCUGCACCUGUACUCCAAAGUUCUUGGACCGGGCAAUGAAAAACGCCAACUGCCGCGGUGCCAGCAACUCAAGUGGGAACAUCCCAUCUCGUUGAAUAUGUCCACGCUCAGUGGGUACGGAUUGAACGAACGAUUGCUCCUCCAGCAGCAACAGGAGCUGCAGCAACAGCAAGCUCAACAGGGCCUAUUCGGUAACGAAAUCGACAAUAGCGUGAAUCUGUUCCGAAAGCUAGAAAGUCAAAAAGCAACCAUAAUUAGCGCCAACGACGAACCGGACGUUCCGGGCUGGCGAAACAAGAAAACCGACAAAAUCCCACCAAAUGCACCGAACAGUUUCGUGAAUCCAUCGGUUGGACGUCCUUCGGUGGCUUCCCUUGGAGUUAAAGUGCCAGCCGGUGUAACGGCCGGUCAAAGCCAAUCAAAAGAUCAUCAUCAACAACAACAACAACAACAGCACCUUCAACCCGCUGCCGACCACCAGAACGCCAAUCCCAGCGAUUUGUACGGAAGCAGUUACUUUGCGCUCAGUCGCGGAGGAGGUUCCAGCUUCCGGUUGACGUCCAAUUGGUUCAUGACGGUGACCGGGGUGCUACUUCUGCUAGCACUGCUCAACUGGAUACGCAAAUCUAAAGGCCUCACGAUUAAGCGACGAUGUAACUAUCUGUUUAAAAAGAUUGGGUUCUGAGGGGAGACCUCAUGAAAUGUGAGAAUCGUUUACGCUUGAGUCGCAAAGUAGUUAGAUGACUGAUUGUUGUUUAGUUGCAGUGCAUUUUGUUAUCGGGCAAACAUCUCCGAAUUCAGAGGAAAAUUAGUCUGUGUAUAGACAUACUUGAUCCUACGAAAAAUAGCCAAAUUUAAAUAUUGGAAAAGAAUUUUCUCCAAAUUUCUGUUUAGCUGGCAAGUCUACAAUCGGUUCCACAGCAAUAUACUUUUUAAUUCGGAAUGUCAUCGGUGUAUCAGAUAACACAAGACAAACUCCACAUGCUUACAGAUGAGUUCGAGGCUGAGCAAACGGAUGGCGGGAUUGACCCAAAGAUUUUAGAUUUUUUUGCUUAGUUUGGUUGACUUAAAAUGCCUUAGGAAAAACAAACAAAAAGAAGAAAAUUCAAGCAAAACAGUUUGCAAUUUAUUGAAGGCGCGUUAUGUGAUGUUUAGUUUAAGUGCUAAGAUGAUGUUUACUAUCCAUGUCGGGGUAGUUGUGAGAGAUAGUUAUAAAACUGAAACGAGAUACAUUCUGCAUACAUUAUGUAGAACUGUCUCAUUAGAUGAUGCUGGAUGAUAUAGUACUAAUAAAUAUGAACCACUGUCUAUUUUUAUACAACAAUAA
This is a messenger RNA of Aedes albopictus (Asian tiger mosquito), 5345 nucleotides long. RefSeq names its product membrane-bound transcription factor site-1 protease (gene S1P). NCBI's taxonomy places the organism in Eukaryota, Metazoa, Arthropoda, Insecta, Diptera, Culicidae. The transcript has 4 exons. Gene Ontology annotation, biological process: proteolysis. Gene Ontology annotation, cellular component: Golgi apparatus. The record is from RefSeq and is a predicted model, not a curated record. Gene Ontology annotation, molecular function: serine-type endopeptidase activity. Bases 573 to 4703 code for a protein of 1376 amino acids.